AUGCCAACAACCACAUGCACCCGACUUCCACAUCUUCACCUUCUCCUCUCAUGCACUUUCCCCGGAGCCACGGUCGACACGGUCUUCUGCUUCGAAGCGAAUCCGCGCAUCGCUUCUGGUCGAAAAGCGCCACGACAGCAUGAUCGACUUCCUCAGGCACAGCUUGGCAAGGUUGAAGUCCGCUACAAUUCCGGCGUCGUCGUCUUGCUAACUUCUGCUCAACCCCGGUCGAUGAUCAUGAAUAGCGAAUGUCGCUUGCCAGCACUCCUGCGUCUGUCGGAAGAUAAGAUAACCUUGGAGUACGUCACACGCGACAAGAACUGCGACACAGCUCCCCUGACUCUCCAUCUCCCCGCUCUGGGAACUUCUGAAACACUUCUUGCACUUCUCACACCACAUCCACGACUCGCAGUCACAUUCCGCAUCCGGAUGCUUGGUGCAAAGGAAUUCGCUGGAGGUGCUCGCAAUCGUUUCGGCACCAACACGCCCUUUAAAGCUGGCCACCCUUCAAAAAAGAAGCUCAAGCCCACAGAGACGGCUGCCUGGCCGAGAAUGACGGCUAGAGCUGUCAACUACUGGGACAGUCUUAUGGCAGGUACUAAUAAAAGAGCCGGCAAGGCUGCCGCAAAUGGUAAAGCACACCACACUGGCGGCCUGGGCCAUAAAGGUGAAGCUUUUACAAGAAUGCACCAAAGCCCAAAGAAGUCUCCGCGAGACGUACAUGACAGCGAAGAGGAAUACGAAGAGUCCUUCGAUGGUGACGAUGAUGAAUACGUCGCCGCCAUGCAGAGGCAAGACCUCGAAGAUGGCGUUCCCGACGACGUUGACACUGAGCUGGAAAACGAUGAUGCCACUGCCGGUGACCAACUUGACGAUCUCACCAAGAGGUAUGCCGAUGAUGAGGAUUCUGGAGAUGACCAGUUCUACGACGAUCGAUACGACUCCUUGGACGAAGACGCUAUGGAUGCUUAUGCAGAUGCUGACGAUGGAGAUGACGAGGUACUUCAAAAGAGAGAUCCUAGCUUCUACCUCAAGCAAAAAUCUGCCCACCGUGGUGGUGGCAGAGGUUCAGCUGCUCAUAUGCAUCACGCCCGCGAUGUGGACGACGAAGAAGAAGAAGCAGAUGAUGAUGAUGAUGAAUCUCCUAUCGAAGAAGACCUGGAGUAUGUCGCGGAUAUCAAGGCACGGAACGCUCGCAAAGAACAUCAGAUUGUUGGAACGUCCCCACCAUGGCCUACUGAGGCGCCAACCGUCACUACUGCUAAACCAAAGACUGCACCUGCGGCUUCUGUUACUGGUAUCAAGGGCUAUCAUAAGCAUGGUCAGGGUAGACAUGCAAAGCAUGGAGGAAGUGCGAAAAAGUCUCGUCCGACUGGGAAGGCGGCUCGUCCAACUGGGAACGCUACUCGUCCGACUGGAAAGACGACUCGUCCGACUGGGAAGGCUACUCGUCCGAGUGGAAAGGCGACUCAUCCGACUGGGAAGCCGAAAGCGUAUAGUUAG
Messenger RNA from Pseudocercospora fijiensis CIRAD86, 1503 nucleotides. RefSeq lists its product as uncharacterized. The transcript is spliced from 3 exons. NCBI's taxonomy places the organism in Eukaryota, Fungi, Ascomycota, Dothideomycetes, Mycosphaerellales, Mycosphaerellaceae. The record is from RefSeq and is a predicted model, not a curated record. The coding region runs from base 1 to 1503 and encodes 500 amino acids.